Molecule: messenger RNA, 713 nt
Organism: Salvelinus sp. IW2-2015
Lineage: Eukaryota; Metazoa; Chordata; Actinopteri; Salmoniformes; Salmonidae
Product: placenta-specific protein 9
Source: RefSeq, a predicted model, not a curated record
ACCAAGGGAGCGAGAGUGAGUGCAGGGCAAAGAGUGAGGGAGGAGAGAGAGAGAGAGAGAAGGAAGGAAGGAAAAAAUUGCAUACAGUCUAGGUUAGCAUUCAGGAGAUUUUUGGGCACUGAAUACACUCUCCUCUCCUCCGCCAUGACCCGCCCCGCCACCAUCUCACUUGGACUUCUGCUCCUCCUCAUUGGCUACACAGYAGCAGGACCUGAGUCUGAGCUCCAACCCAGAGCUGUCCGGUCGAGUGCCUGUCAGGACCACAGUACUCUUCAUGACAGACUGGAUGUAGUGGAGAAGCGUGUAGAGGACACAGUCCAGAAGCUGGAGGCUGAGCUGGCUGUGCUACUGGAAGCCAUAGAGGCCCCUGAGUGGAGCCCCCUGCUGGAAACUGCUGGAAAACCUGUGGUGGACAUCCUGGAUGGCCAGGGACUGGGAGAAGGUGGCGACUCCUGAGAGAGGAGAGCAGAGAUCUCUGUUGAGGGGCUAUGCUACUUCACUCUGCCCUGAUGAGGGUGCACCUGGCAAGGACAGACAAUGAAAGACACUUUAAAUGUACAAUCUUUGUUUUUCUGGAGUUGGAAGUGUACACAAACUGUAUAAAACAAGCCCUUUAAUGAGUAAACACAGGCUUAGUAUGUAUUCUGUGCAACAGUUGAUAGAUCACGACACUACUGCUUACUUGUCUGCAUAAUACACUCCUCUAAUCCUCA